Molecule: messenger RNA, 2334 nt
Organism: Drosophila busckii
Lineage: Eukaryota; Metazoa; Arthropoda; Insecta; Diptera; Drosophilidae
Gene: por
Product: protein-serine O-palmitoleoyltransferase porcupine
Exons: 1
Coding region: 213-1841 (542 amino acids)
Biological process (GO): protein palmitoylation; Wnt protein secretion; canonical Wnt signaling pathway
Cellular component (GO): endoplasmic reticulum; membrane
Molecular function (GO): palmitoleoyltransferase activity; Wnt-protein binding
Source: RefSeq, a predicted model, not a curated record
UAUAUUAAAACAUAUUUUUGCUGAAGCCGAAUCAUAAGAAAACAAGAGCCAAUUUCAGAAUAAAAGUGCCAUUGCGGCAACAGGAAAAAGAGCCAGUUUUAUUAUGAACGACUCGAUGCAACUCUACUGCCGGCAACAAAUUGCAAUUGCAAUUUAACAAUUACGUGGUCCAGAGCAGCUGCCAGCGUCUGGGUUAGCGUAAAACUAACAGCAUGGAUUAUCAGUACUACGACGACCAAUACUACGCAGAUGAUGAUGCCGGCGACGAGGAUGUGGAGGAUGAGGAGGACUAUGGCGAGGCAGUGUUAAUGCAGACAAGCGUAAAGCAACGCUUGAUGGACAGCUACAAUGCCUGUGUGCUGCCCUCGCUUAGCCAAGUGGCCAGCUAUAUAACACCGCUGCUGUUUGGCUGUCUGCUCUGCCGGUUGCUCUGCAUGCUCUAUGCGCGACGCCAACGCCUAACAACCAAUCAGCAGCAGGCUAACAGCCUAAAGGUAGCGCCGCUGCAUCUCAUCAACCUAUUUUGCGGCGCAGGCAUGCUAUAUGCAACGCUCGGCGAGGAUUUGCUGCUGCUAUUUCUAGUGCUCAGCUUGGUGGGCUAUGCGCUGCUACAGCUGGUGCGUCUGCGUCUGGCUGGCAGUCAGAUGAGCGCCAUUGCUAUUGCAGUGCUAAGCAUCGGCAGUCAGUUUGCCUACGAGCUGUGGCUGGUGGAGAAGCGCGGCAAUUGGCCGCAGCUGCGCGGUCUGCAAAUGGUGGCAAACAUGAAGCUAAUCUCACUGGGCUUUGACUUAACAGAAGCAACAACAUCAUCAUCAUCAUCAUCAUCGUCGCAGGCGCAGCGCAUGCCCAGCUUGCUGGCUUAUAUGGGCUAUAUAUGCCAGCCGGCCAGCUGUGCGCUGGGUCCCUGGAUAAGCUACAGACGCUAUCUGGACUCGCUGUGCGCCAAGUCAAUCUGGCUGCGUACGCUGUUCCAGCUGCUGCUAAACUUGCUGCUCUGUUUGCUGGCGCUCAGCGUGUCCAAUUGCUUUGCGCCCGCGCUUAGCGAAUUCCACCUGCCAUCUGAAAUGCUGCAGCGCCACUUCGGUUCGCAAUGGCUGCACAUGUAUACGGGUUCGCUGAGCGUACGCAGCAGUCAUUACUUCAUCAGCUGGCUAAGUCAGGCGCUGAUUGCAGCCGCCGGCCUGCAGCUGGACAGCGCGCAGCGCAGCGCACUGCUGGGCGAGCUGGUGACCCAAGCCUGGCACAUUGAGUGGCCACGUUCGCUAAGCGCGCUGGUGCGCAGCUGGAACAUGCCCAUGCAUGAGUGGCUCAAGCGCUAUGUUUACGUUCAUGCCGCUCCCAGUGACAGCGACUGCUGCAACAGGCCACGCUCGCGUCUGCGCACACUGAUCGCUGUAGUGUGCACUUAUGUGGUAUCCUCGCUGUUGCACGGCAUGGACUUUCGCAUUUAUGUGGUGCUGCUCUCGCUGGCCGUCUUUGCCGAAGGCGAGUCCAUGCUGCGACGCCACUUGGCGCUGCUUUGCGAUGCCUGCAUCGCUGCUAAUCCCUGCCGUGGCAUGCUACGUUGCCACUAUACACACUGCCCGGAGCGUCGUGGCUGGCGCUGCUUCAGCUCCUGGGUGGUAGAGCUUACGAAUCUCGGCUUCAGGCUGCUGGCCAUUGGACAUCUGGCCUACCUGGGCGUAGUGCUGUUCAGCGAGACUUUCACCACCAGCGGCAGCGGCGGCGGCGGCGGCAGCCUGAGCGACGAACUGGGUUUCAUUUAUCAUUGGUCAGCGGCCGGCUAUCUGAGCCACUAUGUGGGCCUCGGCAUGUUUGUGCUGUAUCUGUUCAUAUCCUAGAAACGAGUACGAGAACUAUUGAAGACUGCCUAAGAGAGACUGGCGCCUAUGGUCCAUAUACCAUGUGAUUUAACGACAAUUUUUACUUAAAGCUGCCGCUACACAACAACAGCAGAACUGUGAAUUUCCAAUAUUAUAUUUAUAUAUAUUACUACUAUAUAUGUAUGCAUGUUUUUUAUAUAUGUAUGUAGCCGUAUCGUAUUCGUAUCCAUAACCGUAUGUCCAAGCUGCUUUAUGUGUAUAUUUAUUUUUAUAUUCAGAUUUUAUGUGUAAUGUGACGUUUGUACUUAAAUAAAGAUAUGUGUAAACAUUUUAACCAAAGCUACAAGACUUUUUUAAUUAAUUACAUUGGCUAAUGACGGAUGGGUGAGUGUUCUCCAUCGAAGGAGCAUUCGAACAGUUCAUUCGCCUGCCCCUUCUUCUAGUCCAAGGAGGACUCAUUGUUUAAUCUUCUGUCUAAGCGGAGCGCCUGAUGUUCUUCUUGUACAUUUAA